Hibiscus syriacus is the source of this 919-nucleotide messenger RNA. Its product is annotated as probable glutathione S-transferase. Lineage: Eukaryota; Viridiplantae; Streptophyta; Magnoliopsida; Malvales; Malvaceae. The record is from RefSeq and is a predicted model, not a curated record. The transcript has 2 exons. Gene Ontology annotation, molecular function: glutathione transferase activity. Gene Ontology annotation, biological process: glutathione metabolic process. Gene Ontology annotation, cellular component: cytoplasm. The coding region runs from base 73 to 732 and encodes 219 amino acids.
CAACCGGCGAGAAAAUAAAAAGGAAAUACAUACAAUCCCUAGACAAUUAGCUUCAGUCUAUAGAUUACAAGAAUGGAAGGAGCUGUAGUAUUAUUAGAUUUCUGGCCAAGUAUGUUUGGGAUGAGAACGAGGGUUGCUUUGGCUGAAAAACAGAUAAAAUACGAGUACAAGGAAGAAGAUCUGAGGAACAAGAGUGAACUGCUGCUGCAGAUGAACCCUGUUCUCAAGAAAAUCCCUGUUCUCAUCCAUAAUGGCAAACCUGUUUGCGAAUCACUCAUUCAGGUCCAGUACAUCGACGAGGUCUGGAAUGAUAGAGCUCCUUUGCUCCCAUCUGAUCCUUACAAAAGGGCAACUGCUAGAUUCUGGGCGGAUUUUGUUGACAAGAAGAUAUAUGACCUGGGGGCCAAAGUAUGGAAGACAAAGGGAGAAGAACAAGAAACAGCAAAGAAAGAAUUUAUAGAGAGUUUGAAGCUGUUGGAAGGAGAGCUUGGGGACAAGACUUAUUUUGGAGGAGAAAAUCUUGGAUUUGUGGAUGUUGCUUUGAUUCCAUUUUAUUCCUGGUUUUAUGCGUACGAGAAGUGUGGCAACUUUAGCAUUGAAGCAGAGUGCCCCAAGCUGAUAGCAUGGGCUAAGAGGUGCAUGCAAAAGGAGAGUGUGGCCAAGUCCCUUCCUGACCAAGAAAAAGUCUAUGAAUUUCUCCUGCAGAUGAAGAAAAUCUUCGGAAUUGAGUAAUUUUCAAUUCUGGAAUCCAGAUUCCGGGCUUUUGCCUGUUAUGAUCUAAAAUAAAAUGGGCAUUUAGUUAUGCCUGCCUGGUUGGCUUUGUGUUCACCUUUUCGUUUCUACCCACUUAGCUGUGUGUAUCGUACUGUCAUUUGAAAAUUCUGGAGUUUUUAAAUUGAAAGUAAUCAGUAUUUGUUAU